UGGCGUUCAAUACGUUAAGACUACCACGUCUAUAAAAGACGGUGUGCAUCGCAGAAAGUAGUAUAUCAGUAUCUGAUCUCAAGUUCUACACUAUUAUAAUUAUAUCAAAAGGAAGAAAAAGAAGCAUACAUAUCACCAUCCAGAGAGAUGGCAGAUCUGUUCCAUAAACAGGCGAAACAGUAUUCGGAAACUCGUCCCAGUUAUCCCGACGAACUUAUCCAAUUCAUUCGAUCCAAAACACCCGAUCACCACCUUGCUUGGGAUGUCGGGACUGGCAGCGGCCAAGCUGCAACAUCCUUAGCUGGGAUGUACAGGAAUGUGAUAGCUACAGACACCAGCCAAAAGCAACUGGACUUUGCACCCAAGCUGCCCAACGUGCGAUGGAUAUGUACAGCGCCCAACAUGUCCAUGGCCGAGCUCCAGCGCGACGUGGUUGCAGAAGAAGCAAGCGUUGACCUAAUCACCAUUGCUCAAGCCCUCCAUUGGAUUGACCUCCCAACCUUCUACCAGCAAGCGAGGUGGGUACUCAAGAAACCCCAUGGAGUCAUCGCUGCAUGGUGCUACACUGUCCCUCAAGUCAAUGACACCGUCGAUUUGGUCUUCCGACGCUUUUACUCUGAUUCCGAUCCUUACUGGGACCCUGCUCGCAAGUUGGUGGAUGACCAGUACAGAAGCAUCGAUUUCCCCUUUGAGCCAUUGGAUGGAACCGACCACACCGGGCCUUUCCUGUUCAAAACACAGAGAUUGAUGGAUUUGGAUAGGUAUUUUACAUACAUAAGAUCGUGGUCCGCAUAUCAAACAGCUCAAGAAAAGGGUGUUGAACUAUUGAGAGAUGAUGUUAUUGAGGAUUUUAAGCGUGCCUGGACCGAAGACGCCAAUGAUCAAAAGCUUGUCACGUAUCCAGUUCAUCUAAGGAUUGGAAAAGUAGGAAAUUUAAAAUAAAGCAUGCAUCCUUGACCGUGGAGCUACUCUGUUUUUCAUAACAUUGUUGUAUUGUAUCAGCAGAAUCCUCUAUAAAAUUAAUGGAAUUAUUACUUGAUUUAGAAAACAAAA
Molecule: messenger RNA, 1053 nt
Organism: Cornus florida
Lineage: Eukaryota; Viridiplantae; Streptophyta; Magnoliopsida; Cornales; Cornaceae
Exons: 2
Coding region: 148-942 (264 amino acids)
Molecular function (GO): S-adenosylmethionine-dependent methyltransferase activity
Source: RefSeq, a predicted model, not a curated record